This is a messenger RNA of Fusarium fujikuroi IMI 58289, 1992 nucleotides long. Its product is annotated as probable phenol 2-monooxygenase. Gene Ontology annotation, molecular function: FAD binding. The record is from RefSeq and is a predicted model, not a curated record. The transcript has 5 exons. NCBI's taxonomy places the organism in Eukaryota, Fungi, Ascomycota, Sordariomycetes, Hypocreales, Nectriaceae. Bases 1 to 1992 code for a protein of 663 amino acids.
AUGGCUGUUGGUGCAAAGACUGACCAUGUCGAUGUCCUCAUCGUGGGAGCGGGUCCUGCUGGUCUUAUGAUGGCGACAUGGCUCGCUAAGUGUGGCAUCAAAACACGCAUCAUUUUCAAUGGUCAAGCAGACGGUCUUCAGUGCCGAACGCUCGAGAUCUUUGACUCAUUUGGCUUUGCACAUCGAGCUUGGAUUGAAUCUAACCACAUGCUCGAGAUCUCCCUUUGGAACCCUGACGAGAAGGGCGUUCUUCGUCGAAGCUCAAGGAUUGCCGAUACCAUUCCAGGCAUCAGUCGCUUUCAACAGGUUGUUCUUCACCAGGGUCGUAUUGAGAGAUUCUUCCUCGACGCUAUCAACGACUUCAGCCAGGGAAAAAUCGAAGUCGAGCGGGGUGUCAUGCCAACGAGCUUAGAGAUUGACCCCAAAGCUGUGGAAGACCCAGAUGCAUACCCGAUCACUGUCAACCUUCGACAUCUCAGUGAAGAAGAAGCUCAGCCAAAGCAGACGUCAACAUCUGCCAACGGUACUACUGUUCAGGAUGGCCUGUUCCGCAGCAACCUUUCGCCAGAUGACACAGCCGAUAUGCUCAAAGCAGCUGAACUCAACGACAAGGCCAACACUGUCGAGGUAGUAAAGGCAAAGUACAUGCUUGGGGCGGACGGUGCUCACUCGUGGGUCCGAAAGGAGCUCGGCUUCAAGCUCGAGGGUGAAUCAACAGAUUACAUCUGGGGUGUUCUUGAUAUUGUGCCCAUCACAGACUUUCCAGAUAUUCGACAACGCUGUGCGAUUCACUCAGCGAGUUCAGGGAGUGUCAUGGUGAUUCCAAGAGAGAAUAAGUUGGUCAGGCUGUAUAUCCAGCUUACAACAACAGCCAAGAUUGGAGAUCAGGAUUCAAGAGCUGAUCGUUCAUGGAUCACACCCGAUGUCAUCCUCGAGUCGGCUCAGAAUAUUCUCGCUCCUUACAAACUGACGUAUCGCAAGUUGGAUUGGUGGACGGCUUACCAGAUCGGACAACGCGUCGGGUCCAACUUCUCGGCGUACGAUCGGGUCUUCCUCGCUGGCGAUGCUGUUCAUACUCACAGUCCCAAAGCUGGUCAGGGUAUGAAUGUCAGCAUGCAAGAUUCUUUCAACCUUGGCUGGAAAGUCGCCAACGUCGUCAAGGGCCUUGCUAGCCGAUCGAUUCUCAAAACUUACGAGACUGAGAGGAAGGGCAUUGCUAAAGCUCUUAUCGACUUCGAUCACAAGUUUUCACGUCUCUUUUCUGGACGCCCAGCCAAGGAUAUCAUGGACGAGGAGGGUAUCAGUAUGGAUGAGUUUCGUGAAGCCUUUGAGAAAGGAAACUUGUUCGCCAGUGGAAUUGCCGUGGACUAUGGUCAAAGCAACAUUGUCGCCAAAAUUACUUCUGAUGACUCUGGCCUGAAGGACAUCGCUGUCAAGAGGCAGGCCUUGGCCCCGGAGAUCAAGCUCGGCAUGCGUAUACCCAGUGUCAAAGUUCUCAACCAGUCUGACGCUAGGCCUUGGCAUCUGCAAGAGCUUCUCCGAAGCAAUGGAUCAUGGAGACUCCUGGUCUUCCCCGGAGACAUCGAUCUCGAGAGCCAGAACAAACGAAUGAGGUCACUUUGCGACAAGCUAUCAGCCGAGUCUUCGUUCCUCAAGCGCUUCACACCGCCUUCAGCUCGAUACGAUUCCGUGAUCGAAGUCAUCACGGUGCAUGCCUCGAAACGUCAGGACCACGAGAUCUUUGACUUUCCAGAGGUUCUCCGCCCGUAUCACGAGGUUGACGGUUGGGACUACAACAAAAUAUUUGUUGAUGACGAGUCUUACCAUGAGGGACAUGGCAAACUCUACCAGACGUUUGGCAUCAAGGUUGAUCAGGGCUGUGUGGUCAUCUUGCGGCCUGAUCAGUAUGUGUCGUACCUGGGAGAUCUUGAUGAUUAUGAUGCGCUCGAUGGUUUCUUUUCUGAGUUUAUGAUAAAGCAGGAGACUGUAUGA